ACAGCCGGGAGGACACAAGAGAGACGCGUCCGGAGACUCCACACACACCGUGCGUCUCCAACAGCAGCUGACACAAGUAUUCCCACUGCUGCAACACAUUUCCAUGUGGACUAUUAUUCACCAUCUGGGAGAAUGCCCUGCAGUUUCCCACGGACAGUCGGGGGGAACAUGUCUGAUUCUUUACAUACUUGAGGAGUGACCUCAACUUUCCUCUAUUCGGACUCUCAUCGGAAGACGUGGAGGAGGGAAAAAAAAGAGAGAGGAAAAAAGAACAGGACUGGUCUUGACGAUGCAAAAGGAUCAAUUUUCGGAUUAAAGGUUUGCGCACUGGAGCAGCAGCGAGUUUGGCGUGUGUGUAGCGGAGAGGAGCGAUGUUGUGCGCGGAGAUGCGUCUCUGGCUGCUGUUCCUGCCCGCGGAUGUUGCAGCUCGCUCGGGCUGCACACCGAGCCUGUGGGUGGCUGUGAUUGGACCGGACUGGGGCUGACUGAUGUUUGACCGAGAGGAAAUAUUUAGGGGUGGAGAUCGAUAUGAGUUACUUGCAAGGUGGGGGGAGAUGCCAGUCUUUAUGACCACCCCCCCUAUUACCAGGCGGAUGGAGAACAGCAUGCAAUGAGGAUUUUUCUUUUUCUUGGAUUAAAACUGAAAUCAGACAUGGAAGAUCUUCUCAAACAUCAGCUAUGUGUGUGUCUUUUAUUUGAUGUGUUUUGCAAACUGUUGCAACAUAGUUAAAGGUGAAUAUAGGCUGUAUUUCUUCCUGCACUAAAGUUUUUUUCGCCCCUUUUUUGGAUGAUGCUUUGGAUUUUCAUGUGGCAUCAUAAUAUUUUAAGAAAUUUUAAUUUCAUGGACCGUUGCACCCCUGGCAACUAUAUUUCCUGUGGACUUUCACUCUGAAAUAACAACAGAACUCAUGGGAUAUUACAGCAACAGUUUCAUGGAAGAAACCAGCUGUCUUCUUAAUUUUGUAAUCUAGUAAAAUGCGCUCACAAGCCACGCAACAUGACUGGUAACUGCUUUACAUGUGCAUUUUUUGUACUAUCACUGCUCGCAGUGGGGACGUCUUUCUCGGGGGUCUUCAACGGCACAGACAGAGACUUUUUCACGGAUGACUUGCUGCAGGUCAGGCUCGCGCAAGGCAGAGCGACUGAGCCGUGGAAAGCUCGUUCUGCUGAUUCCCAUCCCAGCCUGUAUUUCAGCCAAGUGGAUGUGCUUCACCUGAUACAGAAGUCCUCCACCACCCACAGUCACAUAUUUAAAGUCAUCCGAGCAGCUGUGCUUACCAUGUUGUCUAAUAUCCCUUCCUACAUGCCCCCUGUAAAGCAUGAGGAGUUUACAAGCAAGUGGAAUGAGAUAUAUGGGAACAACCUGCCUCCCCUGGCGCUGUACUGCCUGCUGUGUCCAGAGGACUCUGCCGCUCUGCAAUUUCUUAUCAAAUUUAUGGACAGGAUGGCUGAAUACCCGGACUGGAAGGUGACCAGCGCACCUAACGAUGAGGUCCCCAUAGCACAUUCUCUCACUGGGUUUGCUACUGCUUAUGACUUCAUUUACUCUUACCUGGAUGAGCACAGAAGGGACGUGUUCCUCAAGAAAAUUCGCUCUGAAACAGAAGCGCUGUAUGAGCUCUCGAAAUACAGAGGAUGGGGGAAACAGUACCUCCAAAAUCAUCAGACCACGAACAUAUUAGCGAUCCUGACUGGUGCAAUAGUUGUGGGAUCACAUAAUGAUCCAGAGUCAAUGACCUGGAAACAAGUGGCUGUAAACUAUAUGGAGAAAACCAUGUUUCUCCUGAAUCACGUCGUUGAUGGGUCUUUGGAUGAAGGAGUAGCGUACGGAAGCUACACAGCCAAGUCCAUCACACAGUACGUUUUCUUAGCACAGCGGCAUUUUCACAUUGACAACACGCAGAACAACUGGCUGCGGGGACACUUCCAGUUUUAUUACGCCACGCUGCUGCCGGGCUUUCAGAGAACGGUCGGCAUCGCGGAUUCCAACUACAACUGGUUUUACGGACCAGAGAGCCAGCUUGUUUUCCUCGACACGUUCGUCAUGAAGAACGGAACGGGAAACUGGCUGGCUCAACAGAUUAGAAAGCACCGACCCAAGGACGGCCCCAUGGGUCAGUCGUCUGCCCAGCGCUGGGCUACACUUCACACAGAGCUCAUCUGGUACAACUCCCACCUGACACCGCAGCCUCCCCAGCACUUUGGCUCACCGAGGAUGCAUAUCUUCUCAAACUGGGGUGUGGUUACCUAUGGAGCCGGGCUGCCCAUCGGGCAGAGUAAUACUUUUGUCUCCUUCAAGUCUAGCAGGCUGGGUGGCCGCGCAGUCUAUGACAUCGUUCAUGACAAGCCUUACUCCUGGGUGGACGGCUGGAACAGUUUUAACCCCGGCCAUGAGCACCCGGACCAGAAUUCUUUCACGUUUGCUCCUAAUGGACAAGUUUUUGUGUCUGAGGCGCUGUAUGGUCCAAAGUUCAGCCAUCUUAACAAUGUUCUGGUGUUUAGUCCAUCUCCUACCAGCCAGUGUAACAUUCCAUGGGAGGGUCAGUUAGGGGAGUGCGCUAAGUGGCUGCGGUGGACUGAUGAGGGUGUGGGGGAUGUCAGAGGGGAAGUGAUUGUUGCCUCAUCACACACAGACACUAUGUUCGUGAGUGGGGAGGCUGUGUUGUCUUAUUCCCCCGCCAUGAGACUAAAGAGCGUUUUCAGAGCCCUGGUUCUGCUCAACUCGCAGACUUUGCUCGUCCUGGACCACGUAGAAAAGUGGGGCGAUUCGCCUGUGAAUUCUCUCAGUGCUUUUUUCCACAAUCUGGACAUCGAUUUCAAGUAUGUUCCCUUUAGAUUUAUGGACAGAUAUAAUGGUGCGAUGAUGGAUGUGUGGGAUGCUCAUUAUAAAAUGUUCUGGUUUGACAGCCAGGGUCGCAGCCCUGAUACCAGGAUACAGGAGGCAGAGCAGGCAGCUGAGUUUAAAAAGAGGUGGACGCAGUAUGUUAACGUCACUUUUCCAAUGACAGGCUCAGUCAGCAGGAUAGCUUAUGUGUUACAUGGGCCGUAUGUCAAAGUCUCCAGCUGUAGAUUUAUAGACAAUGGCAAAAACGGGGUGAGGCUUUCUGUAACCGUAAAUAACACAGAGAAAAUUGUUUCUAUAGCAACAAAUUAUAAAGACAUAGGAGCAAGGUUGGCUUAUUUAGGAUUUGGCGGUCACUGUAAAGUAGAAGAUAGAUAUCAAAUCACUAGAUACGGCCUUGGGACGCAACUCAUCCCUAAACAAAUCAACAGUGACAGUCAGUUGUUUGACAUUGGAUUUACAGUUAAUGUGAUCGCAGGAGUUGUUCUGUGUGUGGUCAUAGGCUUUUUGACCAUUCAGAGAAAGUUUUAUGUCUGCUUCAGCAGGCUGAUGCGUUACACCCUGUUCUCCGUGCUCGUUCUGUGGAUAGCAGAGCUGCUCUUUGUGUCCAACAGCUGUGAUCAGCUUCUCUGCGGGGUGAAAUGGAAAGGUGCGGGUGCCAAAAGUGAAGUAAACAAACAGAUCAGGCAGUAUGAGCAGCACCAUCUCCCACUGCCCACUGUCUUCAUGACAAGCCUUCCUGGAUCUGGGUCCGAAAUCCUCAAGCACCUUUUCUACAACAGCUCGGACUUUGUUUACAUCAGGGUUCCCACUGAGCAUGUGGACAUUCCUGAGACCGAGUUUGAGUUUGACGCUCUGGUUGAUGCGUGCGAGUGGUCGGGUGUAGAUGCAACACAGGGGCGGUUUAAGGUUAUUCAGGGUUGGCUGCAUUCACUGGUGCACAAUACUAAGCUGCACUUGCAAAAUAUUCAGCUUGAAGAGAGCAGCAGGCUCAAACAGCCCUCAAAGGUCAGUUCCUCAAGGGAAAGAAAGAGAAGGUCCAGACGGAGAGAGCCAACAUCUGAGCUAAGGGGUAGGAUGAGGGCCAGUGUGGACAGAGAUGCAGAAUAUGUCAGGGAAAUGAGACGUCAUGUUGCAGAGUACCCUAAUGCACGGGUGGUUCUCAACAUGCAGAGUGGAAGCUGGACGCUCAAACUGCCGUUUGUUCAGGAAGUGGUGGGAUCCUCGCUAAGGACGAUCUAUUUGGUGCGAGACCCUCGAGCGUGGAUUUAUCUCAUGCUUUAUAACAGCAAACCCAGCCUUUACUCUCUCAAAAAUAUCCCCCAGCAUCUCUCGUUGAUAUUCAAGGAGAAUUCUGUCAGGGACGGGUGCCCAGCUGUUGCACCAGAGUUUAAGAUGAUCCAGAGGCUGCUGUCUCGCACUGAGACAAACCCUGUUUUGAUUCUCGCUCAUCUCUGGCUGGCUCACACCACAGCGGCGCUGAGGGUCAGCGAGAGCAUCCCUGAGGAAUCCCUCCUCCAAGUGAGGUUCGAGGACGUGGUCAACUUCCCCCAGGAGACCGCAGAGACAAUACACACUUUCCUCGGGGUGCCGGUGUCACCCGCAGCCCUCAAUCAACUCAUCUUCACCACCUCCACAAACUUGUACAACCUGAUGUACGAAGGAGACAUCUCACCAGCCAAUAUCAACAUAUGGAGACAAAAAAUGCCUCGAAAGGAUGUCAGACUGAUAGAGGAUGUAUGUGGAAGUGUGAUGAGGAGUCUGGGUUAUGACAGGUUCAGCAGUUAGCUGAUAACGGCUGGUGUCGAGCUGUCGUGUUUAUUCCAGCAAACGUUUUUUUUUGUUAUUUUCUUAGUUUUUUUUCUGCACUGACAUCAAACCUUCAAAAAGAAGAUGUUGAGGAACUUUGUAGCCUCUUUCUCUGUCUGUGUUUAAGUGUUUUCUCGGAGUAAGGACUUGUGUCAUCUACAGAUGUCUAUGAGGGACUUAGGGAAGACUAUUUUAUAUUAAAAUACAUGGAAGGGAGUUUAUGCUGUUGUCCUUUCUCCCUGAAGCCCCUCAUACUUUCAUGUAGCAAUCCUUUGGCAUCGUUAACACAGAGGAAUAUCACUGAAUUUUGAAGAUUAUUUAAUGUCUUAGCUUAUCUGUGAUGUCAGAGUGUGCAAAAUGAACUUCUUGUAUUUAUUUACUUAAGUUUUCUGUUGUGGAGGGGUAUGUUUACUGGAUUGGGAGAGAUACCUUGACAUAUUAUUCAGCUCAAAAAUAAGUUUCACAGCUUCGGGGGACUAAUUCUGACCAUAGUUUUACCAUCAGAAGUUACCAGUGCCAUUUCCUUUUAAAAAUGCAUAAAACGCUGCGGGCUGAAAGCAAAGUAAAUGACAAAAAGAGUUUAAUGAUAUAUAUAUAUAUAUAUAUAUAUACAUAUAUAU
Molecule: messenger RNA, 5271 nt
Organism: Cololabis saira (Pacific saury)
Lineage: Eukaryota; Metazoa; Chordata; Actinopteri; Beloniformes; Belonidae
Product: dermatan-sulfate epimerase-like protein
Exons: 1
Coding region: 998-4630 (1210 amino acids)
Molecular function (GO): chondroitin-glucuronate 5-epimerase activity
Source: RefSeq, a predicted model, not a curated record